CCCCUGGGGCAGCCCCCGGGGCGGGGCAAAGCGGAGCCUGCAGGCGGGCGGCGGCGGCUGGUUGCGUUGGGUCUGGGAGGCAUGAGCGGGCCGGGGCCGGGGCUGGGGCCGGGGCCGGGGCUGCCGCCGCUGCCCAAGAGCCUGAGCGGGCUGCUCAACUCGGCGUCCAGCGGCGGCGGCGGCGGCGGCGCGGGCAGCGCGGGGCCGGGCCCCGGCGGGCGCUGGCGGGAGCUGGAGCGGCUGUACGCGCAGAAAUCCCGCAUCCAGGACGAGCUGAGCCGCCGCGGCGGCGGCGCGGCGGGGGGAGGCGGCCGGGGCUCCCCGCGCCCGCCCAAGCCGCCCAACCUGGACGCGGCGCUGGCGCUGCUCCGCAAGGAGAUGGUUGGCCUUCGGCAACUAGAUAUGUCAUUACUAUGUCAACUGUUCUCUCUCUAUGAAUCAAUUCAAGAAUACAAAGGUGCAUGCCAAGCUGUCUCGAAUGCAGACUGUACAUAUGCUCUGGAAAAUGGCUUUUUUGAUGAAGAGGAGGAGUAUUUUUAGAAACAACACCACUGUCAUUGGCAGGGACAAAAGCCCACGGAUUGGUUUUUCACUCCCUGUAACACUUCCAAGAAGAUCUGGAAUCUGCGGAUUUCUCUUCUUGAGGGGAACAUCUGGCUACCUGAAGUGUGUUGAACUCAUGUUUGUGGCAGGCUGUCAGUGCAAGUUACUCAUCUAAAUGCCACUUUAGGAAGGUGAUGUCCUAUAACUUUCAGGAUUCCUCGACAUUCAUGUGUGACAAGAAAUGUCAGUUUAAAUUUCAGGCUGGAUUUUUCCGAUUUACAGAUGUUGGCAACUGACUUUAUAACUGUAAUGUUGAUCAUACAAGAAGUCAGUGACGUCCUGAGUGUAAUAGCUUUUCAGGGGGUAAAAGACUUCAUUAUGGUGUAACUAACCAGGGGUGAUAUGUAUUUGUCAACAGUACUGAUAAAUCCUCUUUGAACAGGUGUUUCAAAACCCCUGGUCCAAGCCAUAUUAAGCUAAUCUGCUUUUAUCAGCUGUGCUACUUACCUCCAGUUCUACAACUGGGUGGAUUGUUUACACAGUUUCUUAGAUACUUGUGUUCUAUAAAAACCUAUGUUUUGAAGCAUUUUUCCUUUUUUCUAAUCCAAAGGUUGUAUAUAAGCUAGCGGAUGUUACCUGUAUUUUUUUUUUUUUCUGUUCAGCUACCUAACUUUCCUAGUGCUGCCAAAUAGCGUUAACUUUUCUAUUACCUUCUUGGGGUUUUUUUUUUUCUUUUUGCAUAAACAUAGGUCUAUGACCUGCUAAAAUCUGUUUAAAAAAGGGUUGCUUAGCUUUUGCUGUAUUAAAGGGUAAAAGCAUAGGUUCAGACAUUGUCUCUCUGCCACUAUGUGGCUUGUAAUAACCCAGACUCUUAAAUGCAAGUGUUUUCAAACAUAUGAAGUAUAAGGAAUCUCUCAAUAUGAAAAAAUGGGACAAACUGCAAUAUUUUGUACUGGAUGACCUUUGUUUCUGGAAGGUAGUCUACAACUUUUUAAGAAGAAUUGCAAAAUAAGUGUUUUGGGGCCACAGUUAUAAAUAAAAGCUCUUUACUCUAUCUCAUUUGCUUGAAAGAAAGCUAAGCUUAAAUGUACACAUUUAUUUUUGUUGUUAAAACACACUAAAGCAUUCAGCUAAAUUUACGAUUUUUAUAGUGUAUGCAACACUCAGUUAACUUAAAAUAUACCUAAAAGUAGCCAACUAUCUUACCAUGCCUCUUGCUCUAUUCUGAAGUGAAACUGCAGUACUCAGCACAUGAUGUGGGUUCCUCUUACUUCAAAACUUAGUAGUCAGCAUGCUGUGAAAUUUGGUGUUAGAAUCUUGACACAAGCUAAUAAUUAAGGGCUUUAACUUCAAAGGAUCUUUUUUGUAUGGCUCAUAUGCCUGGCAUAGAUUCGACAUGCAGCAAGGAUCAAAUUCUGCAGUAGCACCUCAACUAUUUAAAAAAAAAAAAAUGAAAAGCUAGUGAAACAAAAUGGUUUGCAAUGACAAAAGCAGAGGUAGCUUAGGACGGGUGUUUUUGCUUAUUUUCCUUUAAACUGACAGCAGUGGAAUCUAAACAUCAAAGUAAAGACUUUGGGGUGCAAUGUGCGUGGCUUUUUAAAUUAGUCUAUGACAGAUUCCUUACAUAGGUUUUAAAAAAUCUAUUCUGGCCUAGUUAGUUCUUUCAUGUAGGCCUAUUUAAAAUUAAUGAACAAACUUCACUUAAAAGGUAAUCUAAAUGGCUGCUAAUUAUGUGUCUGCCCAUAGGUAAUGCUCACGGUUGUACAUUUGGACUCCAUGUUUAGCCUUCCAAAUGUUAAGUGUAACAUUCUUUAAUUAUACUUUGCUAUGCUCUUGACAUGUUAAAAAAAACCUCUUCUAUUUAAUUCAGACCCCCUCCUCCUGCCCCGUCCCUGAAAAUAAAAAAAUAUGGUGCUUAGCAUAAGA
Molecule: messenger RNA, 2469 nt
Organism: Alligator mississippiensis (American alligator)
Lineage: Eukaryota; Metazoa; Chordata; Crocodylia; Alligatoridae
Gene: FAM89A
Product: family with sequence similarity 89 member A
Exons: 2
Coding region: 82-540 (152 amino acids)
Source: RefSeq, a predicted model, not a curated record